CGUUUGCUUCAUUCCAGUGCACAAGCCGAGCGACGCAGACGGUUCACAUAACAGCCAAAGCCGAUAAAUUCGCUCAGGGAAUAAAAUAUCUGUAAACUGCGAGGCUGUUUCUUUUACGGGAAUACCACUUGAUCGUGGACGCAUGUGAGCGCGCACAUGCUUAGCUGGGACUACACCAUGGUUCUGACACAAGUGCGGCUAUCUCUUCCUCUGCUCUGACCACAGAGAAAGUCUUUGGAUCUUCCCUAGAAGGCUGAUAUUUCUUUUCUCAGUGACUAUCAACGAAAUACUGCUGGAAAUAUUCUCCGGAUGGUGACUACGGACUGGACUACCUGUUUUCAGCUGAUUCGCUCAAUGCGAAGGGAAAGGACUGGGAUUCUUGUGCCAACUGCAUUUUCUCUGGUUUGAAAAAAAAAGAGGCACGUUGGAGAUCACUGAAAAGGGAGAAAGGCUGCUAUAUUCACAUAUUUUACACCAAGGGUGUUAUUUCCUCCGAACACUCAGUUUACGUGUUUUGGUGAAUGGGGGCAACUCUGGUCCUGGAGGCUUGACACAGCUGGGACUGAGACAGGGACUGGGUGCGUGGAGCGUCGGAUCGCCCAGGAUUGUAUUCCCUCCACUCUCUCUCUCUCGUGGGUCUAUUUACAUGUCCGACCUGACUGCUUUAUGACAAUGGAUUACUUUCUGCUUUUAUGCAGCCUCUUGCUGCCUGUGGUAUCCGCCGUUGAAGAGACGCUGAUGGACACGAAGUGGGCCACGACAGAAUUAGCCUGGACUGCGCACCCUGAGACAGGGUGGGAAGAAGUGAGCGGCUACGAUGAUGCCAUGAAUCCCAUCCGGACUUACCAAGUCUGUAAUGUACGUGAGCUCAACCAGAAUAACUGGCUACGCAGUGAUUUCAUCCCACGAAAGGAUGUGCUACGUGUAUAUGUGGAAAUGAAAUUCACAGUGCGUGAUUGCAACAGCAUUCCUAACAUCCCAGGUUCCUGCAAAGAGACCUUCAACCUCUUCUACUAUGAAUCUGACUCAGACUCAGCCACAGCUACCAGCCCUUUCUGGAUGGAGAACCCUUAUGUGAAGGUGGACACUAUUGCCCCAGAUGAGAGCUUUUCCAUGCUUGAAUCUGGACGGGUAAACACAAAAGUCCGAAGUUUCGGGCCACUGUCCAAAGCCGGGUUCUACUUGGCCUUCCAGGACCUUGGUGCUUGCAUGUCACUCAUCUCAGUGAGGGUGUUUUAUAAGAAGUGCUCCACCACCAUCGCCAACUUUGCAGUUUUCCCAGAGACAGCAACUGGGGCUGAGGCAACGUCCUUGGUCAUUGCACCGGGAACUUGUGUCCCCAAUGCCCUGGAGGUGUCUGUGCCACUGAAGCUUUAUUGCAACGGAGAUGGAGAGUGGAUGGUUCCCGUGGGUGCCUGCACUUGCUCAGCUGGUUUUGAACCAGCCAUGAAGGACACUCAAUGUCAAGCUUGCAGCCCUGGCACCUUCAAAUCCAAGCAGGGGGACAGCUUCUGCGUGCCCUGCCCAGCCAACAGCCGUGCCAGCUCAGGAGCAGCCAGCGUUUGCUCCUGUCGAAACGGUUUCUACCGCUCAGACACAGACUCUCCUGACUCUCCCUGCACGACUGUUCCCUCUGCACCACGCAGCGUCAUCUCCAUUGUGAACGAAACCUCGCUUGUGCUGGAAUGGAGUGACCCACGUGACUUGGGCGGCCGCGACGACACCUUCUACAACGUCAUCUGUAAAAAGUGCCUGCCUGAACGGGGAAUGUGCUCACGGUGUGACGACAACGUAGAAAUCUCACCACGCCACCUGGGCCUGACCCAGCGACGUGUGGCUGUCCGUAACCUUCAAGCCCACACACAGUACAGCUUUGAGAUUCAGGCGGUCAAUGGGGUUUCCAACAAGAGUCCCUAUACACCUCAGUUUUCUGCAGUGAACAUCACCACAAAUCAGGCUGCUCCGUCUGCAGUGCCCACAGUUCACCUGAUGGCGGCCACAGCGAGCACCAUGAGCCUGUCCUGGCUGCCUCCAGAGAAACCCAACGGAAUCAUUCUGGAUUAUGAGAUUAAGUACCAUGAGAAGGAUCAAGGUGAGGCCAUCGCACAUACCAUGACUGCCCAACGGAGCAAUGCCCGCAUUGAAGGUCUCAAGGCUGGUACGCCUUAUGUAGUACAGGUCCGUGCCCGAACAGUGGCUGGCUACGGUCGUUACAGCAGCCCAGCCGACUUCAGCACCAACCUGCAAACUGACCCACCGAAGUCAUGGCAAGAGCAGUUACCACUUAUUGUGGGAUCAGCCACUGCCACCUUGGUCUUCAUCAUUGCAGUUGUGGUCAUCGCUAUUGUCUGCCUCAGAAAGCAGAGAAAUGGUUCAGAAUCGGAGUACACAGAGAAACUACAGCAAUACAAAUCCCCUAUAGUAACGCCAGGAAUGAAGGUCUACAUUGACCCCUUCACCUAUGAGGACCCCAACGAGGCGGUGCGCGAGUUUGCCAAGGAGAUCGACGUCUCCUGCGUGAAGAUCGAGGAGGUCAUUGGCGCAGGUAACCCACCAAAGCUCCUGAGCUACAGGGGGAAGACUGCUAGUCACCUCCAGGCCAUACCGUUAGAGGACUUCACACCAAGCGGAGAGUUUGGGGAGGUGUGCCGCGGUCGCCUCAAGCUGCCUGGGCGGCGGGAGAUCAUCGUAGCCAUCAAGACUCUCAAGGUGGGCUACACUGACCGCCAGAGGCGAGACUUCCUAUCGGAGGCAUCCAUCAUGGGCCAGUUCGACCACCCCAACAUCAUUCGCCUGGAGGGUGUGGUCACCAAAAGUCGACCAGUGAUGAUUGUGACCGAGUUCAUGGAGAAUGGGGCACUGGACUCCUUCCUAAGGCUCAAUGAUGGGCAGUUCACGGUGAUCCAGCUGGUUGGCAUGCUGCGCGGCAUUGCCGCAGGUAUGAAGUACCUGUCAGACAUGAACUACGUGCACAGAGACUUGGCUGCCCGUAACAUCUUGGUCAACAGUAAUCUGGUGUGCAAGGUGUCAGACUUUGGCCUAUCUCGUUUCCUCGAAGAUGACCCUACAGACCCCACCUACACUAGCUCACUGGGGGGAAAGAUCCCCAUCCGCUGGACGGCUCCUGAGGCAAUUGCCUACAGGAAGUUCACCUCAGCCAGUGAUGUGUGGAGCUAUGGCAUUGUCAUGUGGGAAGUGAUGUCAUACGGAGAGCGACCGUACUGGGACAUGAGCAAUCAGGAUGUGAUAAAUGCUGUGGAGCAGGAUUAUCGACUGCCCCCACCUAUGGACUGCCCCACAGCGCUGCACCAGCUCAUGUUGGACUGCUGGGUGAAAGAGAGGAACCUGCGACCCAAAUUCACCCAGAUUGUGGCCACGCUGGAUAAGCUUAUCCGCAAUGCUGCCAGCCUCAAGGUGGUCACCAACAGCACACAGUCCACCGGGGUAUCCCAGCCCUUGCUUGAUCGAUGUGUGCCAGACUAUACCACUUUCACCACUGUGGGGGACUGGCUUGACGCCAUCAAGAUGAGCCGCUACCGUGACAACUUUGUCAACGCCGGAUUUGCUUCCUUUGACCUGGUGGCCCAGAUGACAGCAGAGGACUUGCUGCGGAUAGGGGUAACGUUGGCUGGCCACCAGAAGAAGAUUCUUGGUAGCAUUCAGGACAUGAGACUACAGAUGAACCAAACACUUCCUGUCCAGGUUUGAACAACAGGACACACAGACCGAUGCAGUCGAAGGACAGCCAGACAGAAGAAAAAGGGGGAGGAACUGUGCCAGAGAGAGCCAUUGGAAAACCCUAGCUGCCUGACCCAUCUCUGCCAAUUAGACGCUAUGAAACUGGCUUGCAGUGCCUCUGACUAGUUUAUUUUUUUGUUCUUUUUUUUGCUACCACUUCCAUUUCCUGUUCCUGUUUUUUUUUGUUAUUCAUCAUUGUUUCUUUUUUUCAUUGAACCAGAAUUUGUGUGUUUUUGAAAGAGGAGUAAAAGUUAACCCCUUUAUAUCCCAUGCGUGCCUCACCAGCUCUGGUGCGGGUUGACGUUUGCAUGCAUGUGUGUUUUAGUGAGGUUGGCUUCAGCCCUGUAACUGAAACGUCACACUCUGAUCCUCAUGCAAGACCCCUUCCCUGGACCCCUCAACCCAGCUUUGAUGGACAUAAUAAAUAGUAAAGAAUGAACACCCUGGUAUAAAAACAGUGAACAAAUAUUCAUGCGUAUAAAAAACAAAACAAAAAAACAGAGGUGUUUUGGACCCACAGGAGACAGAGGACAAUUUUUUUCCCUGAAGUUGUUUUACUGUGCACGUGUGUGUUGUUCUCCAUCUUCAUAUUGAAGGUGUGUUAUCUAAAGGGCACUUGCUGAAGAAGGGUGAGGUGGUAAAAGAGGAAAUAUGAUGGGCUGAGGUCAAAAGUCAAGAGGAUGACAGAGAUCAAAAGGUCAAAAGGAGGCAGCCACAUUUUUGGACACUUGUUUUGGCUGCUAAAUCCUCAAUAGGUCACCAGAUGACCUCUUCACCAUGACCUGAAGUGUCUCAGGAUAGUUUCACAGAUUGGGAUCACCUGCUCAUCAACUGUGUUUUCACACAUGAUUUUUUUUUAUUUUUUAUUUUUGUUAGUCCACACACCAUUUUUUUUUUCUUUUUUUGGCUUUCUUACACUUUCUUGGGAGAUUUGUGGUUUCAAAAUGGCCGGUCAAACCGAAGUACCCCUACUGGACGCUUCAUGUGAUUAAGGGGAGACAAGGACUGUGGCAACACAAUAGAAAGACCACUUGGCCUUUUGUGUGCAUAUUUGUAUGUGUGUGUGCGCAUGUGUGCGUGUAUGUGUGAUUAAGUGUGCUUGGACGUGCGGGUGUGUGAAGUUGCACACAAGUAUACUGUACAAUACAGCUUCCGCUAUUUGCCACCGUGGAGAAUUAACGCAUGAACUGAACCGUGACAAGGAGCAAAUAUAUCUGAAACAAUUACGCUAUAUUCUGUGGACAACUGUUAAACAUUCUUUUUUAUUGAAUCCAAAAAAUGAACUUUGGACAUACAUAUAUAUAUAUAUAUAAAUAUAUAUAUAUGCAUCAAGCAGAAACUGAGAGAAACCCUUGACGGACACCUUACUUUCUACUUACUAUUAUCUGGAUUUAGAAAUAAUUAAAAUUCUUGUUUUAAUUUCUUGACAUCCUGCCCUAUGUAUUUAUUUGUACCUCGCCCGCCACCCCGCACCCCCCUACCAACACCCAGAUGGACUAUAGACCAUUUGGGACAGUGGACUUGGAACAAUCAGAUGGAAGAGAAACUCCAAGAGGAUUCAGCUAAUGAAUUGAUGAUUAUUAAACAAAAUAAAUUGCAUAUAAAUUGGAUAUUGUAUUUUUGUUGUUGUUCUAAACAGCCUGUACAUGUUUUGUAACAAAAAUACGAUAAAUAACAAAAGAAAAAUGGUGUUUUGACAAAAUGGAAGUGUCGUUGUGAAAUGUUUGAUCAGAGUGAAAUUAACAGAGUAAAGAAAGAAGAGAGAGAGAGAGAAAGAAAGAGAGAGGAGAUAUAGAAGAAUAGAUAAAUAACAGCAAUGGUUAGACCACUGGUAAUAGUGUUUAAAUCAGACCUACAGCCACAGCCUUUUUGCUCCUUGUCCAUUGUUGUGUGAGUGUCUGUGUAGGUGUGUUUAAGCAAGUUGGAUAUUAAGCUUCCCCAAUUCAUUCUCACUCUCUGCAUAAAGAGCAUUUGUAAAGCACUGAGCUGUUACUAAUUGUCUUCCAGGCACAUUUUUCAACUCCAAAACCUCCUGUAAACCACUCAAAUGCAUCUCUGUGGUUUACCUAUGUUUUAAUUUUACUUACUGAACAACACCUCCAACAAUGGGAUCCUCCCAAACUAUAUUAUGUAGGACUGUUAAGUCAUUUUUAAAGAGAAGGUGUAGUCAGCCUUACUGCCAAUCACUUCAAUCACCCCGGAGGCAGCGCUCCAUCAUAGGACCUGCAGUUUACUUCCCCGCAACAGGAUUCUCAUCAGAGAAUCCAGAGCUCUCAGAAGCGAAACCUAUUGGUCUUUGUCUGUCAGGUCGAUUAAUGCAGCGGCCAAUCUGGCUUUGCAAAGAUACGAACAUGCAGCGAGAGCAGACAUACGGCGGGCUGACCUAUCAUUAUCUCUCUUCAUUUCCUGUCUGGCCUGCAAUCAUCCUGUCUCAGCUCAGGCUGCUGCAUGAUUAGUACAGUGCAGGAUCAACAGUCCUGGCAUGCACACUACCAAAAUCUGCAGGCCCCUUCAUCCUAAAUGAUAGCAGCUGCAUCACGAAGACCAUACUAUUUGCUCUUCUCACAGAGCGGUGUUUGAAGGUAGCGGAUUAAGGGAUAUAGCUGCAUCACUGGUGUGAUCUUCCAGACAGUUACCAUAUUGUUUGGGUUGGAGCUGAUCAAUGCAAUAUGUGAAUAUUAUUAGUUAGGUGUGUAUUGAUAGCGUGAUGUUAGUGGCCAUGCAGUAUGUCUUGCCAUAUUACUUUUGUCAGCCUCUUUAAAGUCCCUUCAAAAGCCAUGGAGGAUAUUAUGCAAAACAACAAUGUGUUUCUUAUUUUGUAUUGUUUCAUCUUUUUCCACAUACAGACAUUUUCACUACUGCUAGUACACUCUGUAAAGGGCUUACUAACCUUUUACAGUUGUAGUACACAAUCAAGUAAUGAUACCAAUAGUUGUGUACUUACAGUAAAACUAUACAGUAAAUAAGUCUCAAAUCCCAAAUGGUUUUCAUCAAAGUGUCAGUUUUGAUUUCCGUGUCUUAGAAUCAGAGGCAUUGGUAUCAGCAGGGGAGGAAAGAUGGUUUGUUGACAUGAUGAGAAAAUGUUGAAAGUGCCUGUUAGAUGAGCAAACAUAUUUUCUAGGUACCAUUCUGCAGAAUAAUUUAGUUUCUCUCCAAAAUGAAACAGCAUUUUGAUUGGGAAAGAAUGAUUCUGUUCACAUUGGGAGAUGACAGAAGAGCAGAAUUAAUGAAAUCAGAAGCUCACUUUUAGUAAAAGUCUCCCAGGAAUAAACAAUAUUACUCCCCCUUCCUCCACUCAGCUCAAUCAUUCAAUCAGUUAAGCCCCAUGGUUGCAAACUUGCAUGUGGCACCAAACAAGACACAGUUGAUGAGCAUAAAAAUAGAGAAGGGGGGCAUAUGUGGGGCUAAACACAAUCAGAUGGCAGACAUGCCCACUCAUGAAAAAUGGCAGCGUUUUGGAGCUCGCAUGAACUAUUGAUGAGGUGCACAUGGUGCGCUGGGGUCUGGAGUUGCGUUCACCAAACUCAACCGACCGUGAGUGAUGAGCUCAACUGGCGCUGUUGCACAUCUUAAAAUGAUUAAACUGCCACCACAUCAACUGCAAACAAUUAAUCUUUGAGUGGAUUUUUCACACAUUCAAGGGUGUGUUUAAUAUUUAACAUUCACAGGGAAGGAAAAGAGGAAAGAAACUGGCUCUCGUGUUUUCUAUUCAUCCUCCUGACUGCACGUCGGUGAAAUUUAAGAUGGACUGUUAUGUUUGCGUGUGAGUGUGUGAGUGUGUGGAAGAACAGGAUUGCCAUUUUAUACAGAAACAUUUUGAUCAGCAGAGUCUAGACUUUGUCAGAUAUGGUUAUCUCUUUGUGUGCCAAUAGGAUUCAAACUAUCCCAACAUUCCUUCCAUCUUUCUUUCUAUAUUUUACAUCCCCCAACUAAUCAUCCAACACACAGCCGCCCUUCCUGAAACCCCCUCACUUACAACUUUCUGACUUUCCUUGCUUCAGUUGUCUGUUUUAAAUACAUAUAUACAGUACUGUUUUUCCUUUUGUCUUCUGACAAGCUCACUCCACAUCUGUCUUUUAGUCACUUUUGAAGAGCCCCACUUCAUUAAAGGAAGUGAGAUUUCAGAGCGUUCUGUACAUGUAUAGUGAAAUGGGGGGUGGGGGGGGGGGUUGGGAUGGAAUAAAGCGUUGAGAAAUGCAAUUGUUAAUUCUUCUUUGAAAAGCAUUGAGAUGUAUUUAAUGGUGCAGACAUACACAACAAAUUACUAAAAAAAAAAAUGAUGCAUUCUUGUAGAAAUAUUUUUAAA
Molecule: messenger RNA, 8044 nt
Organism: Thunnus maccoyii (southern bluefin tuna)
Lineage: Eukaryota; Metazoa; Chordata; Actinopteri; Scombriformes; Scombridae
Product: ephrin type-B receptor 3-like
Exons: 16
Coding region: 667-3708 (1013 amino acids)
Biological process (GO): axon guidance; cell surface receptor protein tyrosine kinase signaling pathway; protein phosphorylation
Cellular component (GO): plasma membrane; neuron projection
Molecular function (GO): ATP binding; protein binding; transmembrane-ephrin receptor activity
Source: RefSeq, a predicted model, not a curated record